Agrilus planipennis (emerald ash borer) is the source of this 3379-nucleotide messenger RNA. RefSeq lists its product as uncharacterized. The transcript is spliced from 3 exons. Bases 671 to 3214 code for a protein of 847 amino acids. The record is from RefSeq and is a predicted model, not a curated record. NCBI's taxonomy places the organism in Eukaryota, Metazoa, Arthropoda, Insecta, Coleoptera, Buprestidae.
AUAGAACAUAGUAUUUUUAAAUUUUUUAAAUAUUUUUAGGGACAAAAAGGUAACAGGGAGGGUUAAUUCUGUAUGAAACGCUCUCUACAUUGUAUAUAAGUAUCGCCUGACUGUGAAUAAAGAGCACCACCCCUAACGUUUUUAUUUUACCGUACGGAAAAAGUAACAGACAGUUUUCCUUUCUAAAUCUGCAUUGUAAUUAGGUAACUGCUUUCGAUCAUGACUUUCUUAUAUAAUAUAUAAUUAAUAAUAAUAUAAACCAACCACGCAUCUCUUGCCGUUUUCGAGAUCCCAAUGCUGUUCAUUCUUAUCUUAGACACUACGGAUGGCGACGACUUAGUUUUUUUUUUAUGAAAUAUCCUGUACAUUUUGUAGUAAAAUGAAAGACUUUUUUAUUUUAAAAAUACUAUACAAGUUAAUAUUUCGUUAGUUUAAAGUUGCUUUUUGUUAAAGAGUUAUCAAAUUAUUGGUUUCUAUGCAGUAAUAAUGGUGGCGCAUAAGCGGUUCAACCAAAUGUCAACUUGAAAUCACAAAAAAAGGUCUUUCAUUUUAGCAAAAAAUAUAUAUUAUAUUAAACAAAAUACUUAUAUACUGAUAAACAAUUUACCUAUUGGCUGCUCCUUAAACAAAAUAAGGUGUCCGAUGUAAUCUGAAUCACAUUUUAUGAAUAAUGAAAUUGGGUUAUUCAGAUUUCCAAGAUGCAUCAAUAUCUUCUACUACUGAUAAACCCCCGGCAAUUAGUAGUCCAGAAAUUCUACCCAUACCGUCAAUACAAUUUGAUUUAGACCGAUUCGAGAAAUUACAAAAUGUUAGAACCUUAAAUUUUGAAGACGAAGAAGAAUUAAUAUCAGAACCCGAACCUUUUGGUUCUGGGGACUCCGAAUCUGAGUACUUACCUAGUGGUGAAUCCCGCAGUAGUUCUAUAGUACCGGACACUCCUGAAAAUACGCCAUUAAGUGAUACUGAAUGUGCACAACCUUCACAAAGUCUACCCGUUAAUCUGUCUGAAAAUUAUUCUUCAAUGGAAUCUGACGAGGAAACCGAUAAUUUUUCCUCAGGUGUAACUAGUUCCACCAAUAAAAUUAAGACAAAAGAACUUGUUAAAAUAAACUGUCCCAAAAAAACAUCUAGUGGUAAGAGAAUUCGGAAUAAAGACCACAGCUGCUAUUUUUGUCAUAAGUUGCUUCGUAAUUUAGCCAGACAUUUUGAAAGAAUUCAUUCUAAUGAGACGGAAGUUGCCAGAAUAUUGAGUAUGCCGAAAAAUUCCAAGAAACGACGAGAAGCCUUUAAUGCUUUGACGCGUAAUGGCGAUUUUUAUCAUAAUUGUGAUGUACUCUUAUUAAAAAAAGGAGAACUGAUCUUAACUCGCAGACCAACCGAACACGAAAGAAAGUUCCUAAAAUAUUCUGAUUAUGGUCCUUGUCCCGAAUGUUUAGGUUUUAUGAUUAAAAGACACAUAUGGCACCAUCUUAAAUACUCAUGCAUCUGCUUGAAAGACAAAAACAUUUUAAAUUCUGAAAAAUCAAGACUACCAGCUAAUGAGAGUACCUCGUUGCUAAAUGGAAUUUAUGGGCACAACCUGACUGAAGAUUUUCGUUCUAAUGUUUUAAACAAAUUGCGAAAUGAUGAUAUAUCUGAAAAGUGUCGCCAAGACGAUCUUAUUUUACGAUUUGGAGCAUUUAUGUAUGAAAAGUAUAGCAGCACUCAAGCCGAGCUAAUUAGGCAAUCUAUGCGGCAACUUGGGAGGUUAACAGUAGAGCUUGCUAAGAAAAAUACCGAUGUACUCAAAUUAACCGACGCUCUUACCCCUGAUAGAUUUGAUGAUGUUGUCUUAGCGACAAAGUCGCUUUGUAUAACAUCCAAGGAAAUAGCGAAAAGGACUGAGUUUGGAAUUCCUUCUUUAGCGUUGAAAAUUGGGUAUUCAAUUAGAAAGUGCAUUGGAAUUGAAAGAGGUUUAUGUUUGCGAAAUGGCGACUUAAAGAGAAACGAAAUAUUGUUAAGUUUCUUGACAAUUUUGGAUUUGGAGUGGAGCGUGAGAAUUUCUUCCAAUGCAUUAGCCACUUUACAAUCUAGAAAAUUUAAUUCCGUUGACUUACUUCCAGUUACUGGGGAUUUAAUCAAAUUAAGCAAAUUUUUAGAAUUCAUGAUUCAAGAAACAAAGAAGAAUAUGGAAAGAGAAAAGAGUUUUCAAAAUUGGAGUAAACUAGCAUCACUAACUUUAAGCCGUAUAAUUCUUUUCAAUAAAAGACGUUCAGGAGAAGCUGCAAGGAUGAAAAUUGAACAUUACACGAAGAGAGCAUCAUGGAAAAGUCAAGGUGUAGCAGAAAUGAAAGAAUCAUUAACAGAAUUUGAAAUUAAAUUAGCAAAUGCUCUAACAGUAGUAGAAAUAAUAGGAAAGAGAGGAAGGAAAGUACCAGUCUUACUUACUAAAGAAAUGAAAGAAUCUGUCGACUUUCUACUGGCAACUCGCACAGCGGUGGAGGUGCCAGAGGGCAAUCCUUUUGUGUUUGCACGGCUAGGUGAUUUAAAUUCCCAUAUGAGAGGUCACGAUUGUAUUAAAAAAUGGUGUUGUGAAGCAAACUUGGAGUCGCCAGAAACAAUAACAAGCACAAAGUUACGAAAGUACGUAGCUACCGUUUGCCAAGUAUUUAACCUCAAAGAAAGCGAGUGUGAUUGGCUCGCGCGACAUCUGGGCCACGAUAUAAGGGUCCAUCGUGAAUUUUAUCGCCUCCAUGAAAAUACAGUUGAGCUAACCAAAGUUAGUAGGUUACUUCUUGCAGUAGAUCAAGGGAAAGCACAUGCAUUUGCUGGAAAAUCUUUGGAGGAUAUUGAAGUAAAAGAUUUACCACCCAUAGAAGAGGAUCCAUUUGAUAAUGACGACGAAGCUGAUGAUGGGGAAGAUGAAGAAAUUAUGAAGAAAGGGGAAGAAUUAUUUGACCCAUUCAUUGGAAAGGAGAAACAAAAAGGUAAAAGUAAUAAACGUAAAAGGACAAAGAGAGAAGCGGCUUUGGGUAGAAUUCCGUGGAAUGAUUCAGAAAAGGAAGUAUUACUGAACAAAUUUAAAAUGGAGAUAAAAAAUGAAAUCGUACCGGGAAAGGAUAUGUGUACCAAAAUUAAAGAGGAGCAUGACAAUUUACUUAGCAAUAGAUCAUGGACCGAUAUUAAGUUUUUUGUUAAAAAUGUUAUAACUAGAAAUAAGAAAAAUAAAAAGUAGACAGUGAAAAUUGCAAUAUUUUUUACUACCUGGAUGAAGAGUGCCAACCAAUUAAUACGAAAUGAACAUAACCUAACCUAAUCGAACAAAAUAAAAUUUGAAUAGACGUUUUUCAGUGUUUCUGUUAGAUUAGGUUAGGCUAGGGUUUGGUUAUAUUUCAUUACU